ACUGGCUUCCAUUGGAAUAGACAAAGCAGCAGGAGGAGAACGGCUGCGGGAGGAUGCUGCUCAUCCCGGCGCAGAGACCCGAAGCAAGGAAAAUGCUGUCUUUUCGUAUUUUACAUCUGAAACUACUAAUCUCGAUGCAUUAACACUAAUGCAACCAUUUUAAUGAAGCGUAAAAAAACGAGAACUGUGGUACCAGGUGGCGAAUCAGACAAAGAAUGUACUGGGGUGUUGGUUUUGCUUUACCCCGGUCUUGUGUGAUUGAUCUGAGCUGGAAUCAAAGCUUUCCCUUUGGGCUCUGUAGCUGUGGUGACCACUAUUCCUUUUAUGGUUACAUCGUCACUUUCCCUCUGCAGGACUACAGCGGGAUCAUGUCGGGGCUGGGGUCGGAUUCUUGGUGGAAGAAAACUCUGUAUUUGACCGGGGGUGCCCUGCUCGCCGCCGCUGCCUAUCUUUUACAUGAGCUGCUUGCCAUCAGAAAGGAGCAGAAGGUAGAUUCAAAAGAUGCAAUUAUUCUUCAUCAAUUCUCAAGGCCAAAGAAUGGAGCUCCUAGUUUAUCACCAUUUUGCUUGAAGAUGGAAACAUACCUUCGAAUGGUGGAUUUACCCUACCAGAAUUAUUUUGAUGGCAAACUUUCUCCUCAAGGGAAGAUGCCGUGGAUUGAAUACAACAACGAGAAAGUGUCAGGCACUGAAUUCAUUAUUGACUUUUUAGAGGAUAAACUCGGAGUAAACUUAAACAAGAACCUGAACCCGCAUGAGAAAGCGGUGUCCAGAACAGUGACUAGAAUGGUUGAAGAGCACUUUUACUGGACUAUUGCUUAUUGCCAGUGGGUUGACAAUCUCCAGGAGACCCAGAAGAUGCUUUCCCUCUCAGGCCCGCUCAGUGACCUUCUCAAGUGGAUCCUCAGUCACCUCACCAGAGGCAUCGUGAAGCGGGAGAUGUAUGGACAUGGGAUAGGGCGAUUCUCCAAGGAGGAAAUCUAUGCACUGAUGGAAAAAGACAUGAGGACAUUAGCAACUUUAUUAGGUGAUAAAAAAUAUAUAAUGGGACCACAACUUUCCACAGUAGAUGCCACUGUGUUUGGGCAUUUGGCUCAGGCUAUGUGGACACUACCUGGGACAAGACCUGAGCAACUGAUUAAGGGGGAGCUUAUUAACCUGGCCAUGUACUGUGAGAGGAUAAGGAGGAAGUUCUGGCCUGAGUGGUGCGAUGACUACGGUGACUUGCUUUAUGAUUAUGAUGAAACCAGCGAGGACAGCUUGACACCAACACAGCUGCACAGCUACGGCUUGUACUCACGGACUGAGACUUUCGAUGAAGAAGUAACCGAUAACAGCUUCUCCUGCUCCCAGACCCCAGAUACAGAUUAUACCGGCCACUCACUCUUCGACUCCGACGUAGACAUGGAGGAGUCCGAUCAAGAGCAGUACAAAACUGAAUCAUUUAAAUAAAGAAGACAGCAUGGGUGUUGGAUCCUGCCGAAGUCAAGCAUUAAACUCUUUCUGAAGCUGCUAAUAACUUGAACAGCAAUCUAUGGACAGCUGUAUUAGAAUAUGUUUUUAGUAAUCAUUUUACAGACUAAUGGAAUUUAAACGUCUGACUUCAAAAGAGACAAUAACGAAACACUGUCUAAAUGUAUUCUGAGACUCUGAAAUAAUUACCACCCUUGAGAAAAAGUGAUCCAGCAACAGGUAUUUUUGGACAUUUAAAAAAAAACGGAAUUCCUGAAUGUUGUGUGUAUUGAGUCAUAUUAUUGUGCCACCCAGUACUCAAAAGCAUGAACUGAAUGAUAGAUGCAGAUACGUGGUUUCAUGUUAUUUAUUUAGAUUUGUAUUCUAGAAUAUAACAUAAACUUUUAAAUGGCAUGCUAUUCCUACGUACAGAAAGAUUCCCCACCAAUAACUGAUAAUGGUUUUAAAAUGUCUGCUAUUUGGCAAACAAAGACUUUUCUUGGGUCUUGUGGUUAAUUGUCAGCUUAAAAUACUUUUGAAAUCAAAAUUUCUACUUAAAUUAGUCUCUUAUUUAUAAUACAUACUUUUUGGUAAAGCUUUAUUUUGAUUUCCAUUAAUAAGAGAGACUUUUGAUAAUCUAACCCAGUUGGGACUGGGACUGUUAAUGCUUUGUCCUGAGUGCUGAUCAUAGUCUGUAUUUAUGUUUCUGAUACUGUCCCAAUUUAUGUUUUAUUAAAAAUGGAAAUACAUAAACAGCUAUAUGGGUAUUUUAUCAUUUAAAUAUUACUUUCAAAAGAUGACCUUCACUGCACUAUACACGUUUGCAGUUAUAUUUAAAUUAGAUUUGAGGUUUACCAUAAAUACAUGUGUUAUAGAAUUGAAUGUCUUUGUAGUUACUGUGUAAUUGCAUUGUUAUUAAUGAAACUUAAAGUAAAGCAUUACAAAUGUUUUCCUAUAAAAAAAUAUCACCACAGUUAUAUAUCCUUUCAUCAGAACUGUGUCAUGUAAUAGUAUCAUGAAUUCUCACUGUCCAUUAUAAUGCUUGUUUUUUUUUGCUUUGUUCUUUCUGUAUAUAUAUAUUUUUUUAUAUAAUGAUUUAUUUCUCCAUUUAUUUAGCUAUGCAGUGAAAUGACCAAAAAAAGUAAUCGUCAAAAUAGACAUUUGAGUAAAACUAACAGUCCUGGCAAAAUGGGUUUAAAUAAUAUUGAGCCACAUUUUCAAUGCUUUACCUCCAGUCUUUAGUGAACUAUUUUUUGUAAGAAUAAAAAUCUUGUUAAUGUUAUACAAUGAGAAACAAACACAUUGAAGAGUGCUUCAGAGAACUUGAGUUAUACUACUUAUAGCCCGUUUCCACUAGCCACGCUUGAGUACACCUCUGCCUGGCCAUGCCGAGGCGGAACAGCUAAAGAUGGCUGCCUGCGUGUGCACUGGAAUUUCGUUAGGUACAGCUGACCCCGGAAUGUCAUCAUGUACACUAAAUGUCAAACGGCAUUCUGGGGCACUCGGAAUUCUGGGAUUUAGUGGCUGCAUUAGCGUCUGUUUUGUAAACAUGGAGAUUGAAAGUUGCUGUUUUCCUUUUUGUUUUACAUACUAUUUAAUUAACAGCCUUAUCAAUUGUAAUCUGCCUAUCAAUUCCAAGAAGCAGAAAGCAACUGACAGUGUUUUUAGUUUCUUUAUUUUGUCAUGGCACUGUAUUGCAGUCCAAUGCAGUCCUUUCUCAGGAUUUUCACAAUCUUUUCAAACACUUUUAAAUUUCUUAUUGCUCCAUGCAAUUGUUCCUGUAGGCACUUUCUGACCAUACAUUAAUAAGUGCUCUAAUUUCAUCAUCUUCCCAAGGUAAACACACAUGUUCUUUUUUGGUCUGCCAUUGUUAAAAUUUCAAAAUGCAGUGACGUUGCAUCUAGGUACGUAAGAGAACGUAAGGGUACUUCCUCCCAAACUAGUUUGGGACUCAGCGGGCGUGACAUAUGAAACUGUACUUCCUAAAGCCAGUUUGGGUCCACGUGGAGGUGUACCGGAGCCUGAGUGGAAACGCCUCAGAAUCAGAUGGACUAGCCAAGGUGCACUCAAGCAUGGCUAGUAGAAACAGGAUAAUCGUUGUUUGGUUCUAGUUUUGUAAAACCACGGUUUUACCUCUUUCAAAAAAUAGGAGUUAAAGACUGGCAUAAACGCUUUGAAAAUGUGGACCAUUGAGUUGUUUAAAGGAUUCAGUUUUGCUGAAAAAGCAUCUUAAAAUGCUGUAUAAAUUAGUGUAUAAAGAUGUUGUCACAAAAAAGAGCCGCUGAAAUACCAACAUUCUUACAAAACUAUAUAUAAUGGUUGAAGGUGUAUUUAACUAUUAAUAUGUAUGUAUUUAUGACAUAGCUGGCUUAUGUUGGAAUACCAUGUAAUGAAUGGUUUACGAAUGUGAAAACCAUACAUAAAGAUGUUUUCUGGA
Messenger RNA from Acipenser ruthenus (sterlet), 3888 nucleotides. It is a transcript of the gene faxcb, whose product is annotated as failed axon connections homolog, metaxin like GST domain containing b. Gene Ontology annotation, cellular component: cytoplasm. Lineage: Eukaryota; Metazoa; Chordata; Actinopteri; Acipenseriformes; Acipenseridae. The transcript has 7 exons. Bases 216 to 1451 code for a protein of 411 amino acids. The record is from RefSeq and is a predicted model, not a curated record.